AUGUCAGCCCGGCAUUUGAAUCGCACGACAAAUUUUGACCCUUUCGUGUCAGACCAUUACUAUCAAGCCUGUCUAGAAAAGUUAAUUCCUGCGCUGGACAACCACAGUGUUACGAUGGAUGAUGAUUUGCUAGCUGCUACUGUGAUUUUACGCUUGCUGGAAGAGUUUGACGUUCCACUCGCCGGGUCCGAUAUUCGAGGCCACUCCUUCGGGACAAAGGCUUUCAUACGUGGUCCAUCAAUGAUGACCACAACUCCAAGCCUACGGCAGGCUGUGUACUGGAGUGGCCUCCGCCAGGAGAUCUACAAUGCCCUUAGUCUCCACCAGGCUCCAGAUAUCGAUUUGAGGUCGCUGAAUUUGAAUUCCCAGUUUAGCUCGCUGGGCCCCGAUGCAGGUGACUGCACGUGGGCAAACCAAGCAAUCACUCAUUGUGCCGACGUUUUGGUCUUUUGUUUCGGGGAGGGACCGCGCUCAGUCGCUGUGCAUGCAGAGCUUAAGGCACAUAAUCAGCAAUGGAGUGAGACUCGGCCGGACUCUUUCGACCCUUAUUUUGUGGGCGAAGAGGUAGAAGUGGGACUUAAGUUGCCCGACAUUCGUUACGGGUGCCCCUGGCAUGCAAUCGGCAAUCAAUAUAUCAAUCUUGCCCAGAUCUUGCUUUCUGUGCAUGACCCGAGCAUACCUACGGUUGGACCUCUGCGCAGGCGUCUGAUCCAAGAAGCUGAUGUUUUCAUCCGCAGGGGAGUGUGGACAGUAUGUGGCGCUUCAUUAUCCAAUGCAUCUGUGCCCCCAGCCAUGGUUGUCGGGUGCAUGGCCAUUCAUCUUUGCGGCGAUCGCUUCACGGACCCACAUGAACAGGAGCUUUUGACCCAGGUGCUUAUUCAAAUGGAUACACUUCAUGGCUGGCCAACCCAUGCACUCCAGCGACAGCUCCGGGAGACGUGGGGCCUGCGUUGA
Messenger RNA from Penicillium coprophilum, 954 nucleotides. RefSeq lists its product as uncharacterized. Bases 1 to 954 code for a protein of 317 amino acids. The transcript is spliced from 5 exons. Gene Ontology annotation, cellular component: nucleus. Gene Ontology annotation, biological process: positive regulation of transcription by RNA polymerase II. The record is from RefSeq and is a predicted model, not a curated record. Gene Ontology annotation, molecular function: transcription cis-regulatory region binding; DNA-binding transcription factor activity. NCBI's taxonomy places the organism in Eukaryota, Fungi, Ascomycota, Eurotiomycetes, Eurotiales, Aspergillaceae.